AUGAUAAAAACAUUAGAAAAUAAUUUUUCUCAAAAUCUCAAUUAUGAUCAUAUACUUCUUCUUAGUACAUGUUCAUUAUAUCUUAAAUGGUAUCCAGCUAAUCGUGAUAUAGAUCUUUUUCUUCAAAUACCACGAAUAUUAUUGAGCCCAUUUACUCAAUGGAUAAUAAGUUGUCCUUCAAAUUCAAUAAUUUAUUGUUCUAAAGAUAUUGGAAAAAUAUUACGUCAUUUAAAUCAUAUACUUGUUCGUCCAAUUGAAUGGGAAAAUGUCAAUAUUUCAAAUCAAGAAUUUUAUAAUGAUUAUUGUAAAUUAGUUUCUCAUUGGUCAUCAUUUUUAUCAUCAAUACUUAAUUAUUCAUCAGAUGAUUCGAAUAUUAUUUUAAUAAAAAGAUUUAUUGUUCAACAUUUAUACGAUUUUACAUUACAUACAAAUCUAUUAAAUUUUAUGAAAACUAUACCAAAUUUAAUUCCAAUGCUACUUCAAAUGACCGAUGUUCAACAGGAUGAAACACAAUUGAAUAUUUAUCGUUGUUUAGGUAAAUUAAUGAGUGAAGCAGAUAUCAAAACCAUCGCAAGUCCAAGUAAGAUUACGAAUGUUCACGUUAAAUUUCUUACAAAUACCAUUGAUGAUUCCAAGAAAAAAGAACGAUUUUAUGGUAUAUUACAGAGUUUGAAAAACUUUGUACAGCAUGAUCAAGUCAAAAUCGAAUUAAUAAAACAAAAUGCACUACCAUUACUUAUACGAUGUAUAAUUGAAACUGACUUUGAUCUGAUUAGAGUCAAAGGAAUAGUUCUCGAAAUUCUUCUUGCACUUUCAUUUAAUAAUGAUGCUUCAUUGAUUUUAAGACAGAAUAAAAAUUUUAUGACAAGCAUUCGAAAUCUUGUUGAUAAUACUAAAUCAAAUAAAUCAAAUAUACAACGAGCUGUUGAAGCUCUUUUAUGGAAAUUAGAAAAAGAAACUGAAGCUGUUACUAAAUUGACUAAUUCAAAAUUGUAUAAAUAUGAUAUUAUGAUAAGUUAUUCACAUAGUGAUCAACAAUUAUGUUAUCAAAUUCAUGAACGACUUGUUCAAGAUGGAUUUAGUGUUUGGAUCGAUCGUGAUAAUAUGCAUGGAGCUACAAUGAUUGCUAUGGCAGAAGCUAUUGAAAAUUCUGAAGUUGUUCUCAUAUGUAUGUCGGAUGCAUAUAAACAAAGUGUUUAUUGUCAAUCGGAAGCACAUUAUGCAUUUGAACGACGUUGUCAUUUGAUACCACUUAUUAUGAAAUCUUAUUAUAAACCUGAUGGAUGGCUUGGUAUUAUCGUAAGUGGUAAAAUUUAUGUAGAUUUUGUCAAACUCGAAUUUGUAUUGGCUUAUGAGAAGUUAAAAAAAGAAAUUAAUCAAUAUCAUAAACUAAAUAGGAGUUAUUCGAUGGUGAAAUCAAAAGAAAACAAUCAUCAAGAUACAUCGUCUACCGUUUCUAAACCCAGUGAAGAAGCUUCGGCACUAAUUCGAAGACGUUCGAUAGCCGAAUUACCUCCUUGUAUUACUCAAUGGACUAAUCAAGACGUUAAAUCAUUUUUUCUAACAAAUGGACUUGAUAAUACUUUACUUCUUCUAUGUACACGACUGGACGGUCAUCGACUUUUACAACUCUAUGAAAUUUGUAUGAUCAAUCGUGAGUCUAUGUAUCAAUCAUUGAAAGGUGAAUUGGCCAAUAUACAUCACAGAACAUUACCAAUUAGUGAUUAUCUUACUUUUCUUCAUGAGAUUAAACGUUAUAUUCCAUUAACAGAUGCAAUUUCUCAAUCUACAUCAUCACCUUUAUCUUCUCCUACAAUGUGCAAACUAAUGUAA
This is a messenger RNA of Rotaria sp. Silwood1, 1833 nucleotides long. The record is from the annotation of a GenBank genome assembly. Lineage: Eukaryota; Metazoa; Rotifera; Eurotatoria; Philodinida; Philodinidae.